AUGGCGGAAUCUCGUAAGUCAAACAUACCGCAUGUCCGGCAACCAUCUUCUGAGUCAGAUACAGUGCCACAUUCGUCAACUUUUCAGCCAUCUGGGCCUUCUUCAACCACUUUGCCUUAUUCUAGAUUAUCCCCCCUCUCGCAAGAGGUAGACUCCUCAACUUUAUCAAGGCUGGCCACGCCUUCAUUGAGUGCCACUUCAUCAACUACUUCGUGUCUCUAUGACCCACCUUUAAGUGUUUCUAUGAUGGCUUGUGGACCCUAUGAUCCGAAAACUCCCUCUUGCCAGCCGAACACGCGGUCUAAGCUUCAGCAACAAGGUCAGGUCUUGGUCUAUGAGUCAGGGAAAAAGUUCUAUCCCCAUCCCCGUGGCUCGCCUGUUCAUUUGACUCCAUACGAGUGCUUCAUUAACAAAACAGGAACACCCAUAUCUUGCCAGUUUCUUCCCCCGUCUUCUCCUGCAGAAAAGAGUGUGCUUGGUACCCUACCAAGACAUGACUUUAAUAGUCGCGAAAGCCCACACCUUCCCUCUAUUACCAAUCACAAGUCGUCCAAAAGCACAUAA
Molecule: messenger RNA, 564 nt
Organism: Giardia duodenalis
Lineage: Eukaryota; Fornicata; Diplomonadida; Hexamitidae
Exons: 1
Coding region: 1-564 (187 amino acids)
Source: RefSeq, a predicted model, not a curated record